Messenger RNA from Ochotona curzoniae (black-lipped pika), 687 nucleotides. RefSeq names its product olfactory receptor 52E2-like. The record is from RefSeq and is a predicted model, not a curated record. The transcript has a single exon. Lineage: Eukaryota; Metazoa; Chordata; Mammalia; Lagomorpha; Ochotonidae. The annotation marks the transcript as partial. Gene Ontology annotation, cellular component: membrane. Gene Ontology annotation, biological process: G protein-coupled receptor signaling pathway. Gene Ontology annotation, molecular function: olfactory receptor activity; G protein-coupled receptor activity.
AUGAACUUACAUGAUACCACGCAGCAUGCUCUUUCCAAUGACACCCGAUUUCACCCCUCCUCCUUCUUGCUGCUGGGCAUCCCAGGACUUGAAGCUCUUCACAUCUGGAUCGGUUUUCCGUUUUGUGCUGUAUACAUGAUUGCACUGAUAGGCAACUUCACCAUUCUCUUGGUGAUCAAGACAGACAACAGCCUACACCAGCCCAUGUUCUACUUCCUGGCCAUGUUGGCUACCAUCGACUUGGGACUCUCAACAACCACCAUCCCUAAGAUGCUGGGGAUCUUCUGGUUCAGUCUCAGAGAGAUUAUCUUUGGUGCCUGCCUUAUGCAGAUGUUCUUCAUCCACAACUUCACUGCCAUGGAGUCCACAGUCCUCCUGGCCAUGGCCUAUGAUCGCUAUGUGGCUAUCUGCAACCCCCUUCGAUAUAGCACCGUCCUCACCAACAAGGUUGUUUCUAUGAUUGGUCUUGGUGUGUUAGUGAGGUCAUUUAUUACUGUUAUUCCAUUUGUGUUUCUGAUACUACGAUUGCCCUUCUGUGGGAAUCAUGUCAUUCCCCAUACCUACUGUGAGCACAUGGGACUUGCUCGUCUCUCUUGUGCUAGCAUUAAGAUCAACAUUAUUUAUGGUUUAUGUGCUAUUGGAAAUCUUGUGUUUGACAUUAUUGCCAAUGCUCUUUCUUAUGUUCAU